Messenger RNA from Adineta steineri, 295 nucleotides. The record is from the annotation of a GenBank genome assembly. NCBI's taxonomy places the organism in Eukaryota, Metazoa, Rotifera, Eurotatoria, Adinetida, Adinetidae.
AGAGUUCAUGCAAAAAUCGUGGUAGUGUUGGUGAGAAUAUCUAAAUUCUUUCAGUUAUAAGAUUGUAUCUGUGAAAUAUGCAUAUUUUAAAUCAGUUAUGAAUUGUAUAUAUCUAUCGACAAGUACAAGUUAAUAAUUUACUUGAUCACUUAAUUAUUGGUUAAACAAACAAGACAAUUUAGUGAUUUUACAUUUUGUUGCUAUUGGCAAUAUCAAUUUAAUAAUCUUAUAAGUACAACAAUUUUUCUUGCUUGAAUUAAAAUCUUUAAAUAUAUUAGUUUUAAUAAAACAAUGA